AUGCGAAGAAGCGCGCCGAGCAGUCCGGGGAUGGAGAGGAUGGCUUGUCGACGCCCGUCCGGAGAUCAAGCUGCUCGGCGUCUUUUCACCGAGGUCGCAGGCCUGCGGUUUGUCGGUCGGUCUGCUCAUGUCACUGGCCAGCUUGUGGCUAUAUUGGGAGGAUUUGUUUCAUUUGACUUGUCUAUUGUAUUCGGAAGCAGGUUUGAAAUAUUGUAUCGGAUAAAUUAUUUUUUUUUUCAACAAUGUCAAAUGUAG
Pyricularia pennisetigena is the source of this 255-nucleotide messenger RNA. RefSeq lists its product as uncharacterized. The record is from RefSeq and is a predicted model, not a curated record. The coding region runs from base 1 to 255 and encodes 84 amino acids. Lineage: Eukaryota; Fungi; Ascomycota; Sordariomycetes; Magnaporthales; Pyriculariaceae. The transcript has a single exon.